Molecule: messenger RNA, 1461 nt
Organism: Trifolium pratense (red clover)
Lineage: Eukaryota; Viridiplantae; Streptophyta; Magnoliopsida; Fabales; Fabaceae
Exons: 2
Coding region: 245-865 (206 amino acids)
Source: RefSeq, a predicted model, not a curated record
CUUCUAUUGUCAAAUUCAAAGUCCUCCUCUUUAUUUUCGUCCUUAUUAUUUAUACCUUGAUAUUGACUCAAUAUUAUAUAUAUACACAUUUCUUACUUAUAUAAACUCUCCUAAGAUUCACCAAAAAAAACUCCCCUAAACCCUUCAUUACUCGUUAGUACUAUUUCUUAUAACUGAUUGUGUUCUUUAAUUUCUCUUUGCUGUUUUUCUAACAUUUUCUUGUAGUUACGCAACUUCGAAAACUAUGAAGAACAUUUCGAAGAACAAGUUCUUAACAUGUUUUCGUCCAGCCGUUGAUUUUGAUUCCAUGCUUGAGUCUGAAAGUGUCAUUAAUCCUUCUAUUAAUCGUCGUAAACAUGAGAGACAAAAUUCAACCACCAAUUCGAUGUUUUUGGACCAAAAUUGUUCGAAAUUGAUACAAGAUCAGGUUGUUGGUCAUCCUCCAAAACAAACACUUGCUAAGGUGAUUAAAGCUGUGGUAUUUCAAACCAUAUUGAAUACAAUUCACAAGAAAAAUCGUUAUAGCCAAAGUUGUUUUGGAUCAAAGCGUAGUUAUUCCUUACAUACAAGAAGUUCAUCUUUCAAGAAAAAUAAAGAAGAAAUCAAAGAAAGUGAAUCGUCUUUGUCAAGUUCAUCGUCUUCAUGCUCGCCGGUAUUUGAAUUAAAAAAUUUAUCCAAGUCUAAUGAAAGUGAAUUAGGGAAGCAAAAAAAGUUCCAAUGGCUAGGAAUAUACAUGAUGAUUCUCAUAAGCUUAGUGGUUACAAUCUUUUGGGGUAAAACUAAUGUCAUUAUUUUGACAUCAAUGUUUUUCUGUUGUUUCUCUCUUUGGAAUGCAAGCUCUCACUUGCUAAAAAGGGUUUGUUAGUUGUCCAACACAAAAUCCAAAGCCCAAAAGAGUAGACAUUGGCAGCAAUAUAAUUUUUUUAGAGGUCUCUGCAAUAACAUCACAAUCGCAAUUGUGUCUGCAUUUUACACCAACAUUAAAAUUCACGGCAUAAUUGCAAUUGCGAUCGCAAUCACAAUUUAGAAUCAUCAAGACUAGUUCAAAGGAAUGCUGCUAAGAAUAAAGGUUUCUUUGGCACAACCGGAAAGGGAACAAGUUCCAUAAAUUGGAUUUCGGCAUCGAAAAUCCGUAUUCCAACAUUCUAGACAUCGGUGACAGUCGGACGGUCCAAAAAAAUGUAAAUGUAAGUUUAUAUUUUUAUUUUGUAAUAUAAAAUACUGAGUUUGAUUUCAAACUGUUUAAUCUUGACCAACCGACGACCAAUGUUCUGAAUGUGCGAAUGUUUGAAAUCUCGACUGCAUAGGAGCUAGAUCACAAGUUUCUUGUGUUGUUAUUUUUUUUUCCCUCAUUUAGGAGGUAGUUGAGAUUGGAGGAAAACUGAAACAUCUGCUCAAGUUUAAAUUUUCCUGCUCUUUUCUCUGUUUGGCACUGUUACUUUUAUCUAAAAAUGCAAGUUA